This is a messenger RNA of Penaeus monodon (black tiger shrimp), 1666 nucleotides long. RefSeq names its product rabenosyn-5-like. The record is from RefSeq and is a predicted model, not a curated record. The transcript has 9 exons. Gene Ontology annotation, molecular function: metal ion binding. Lineage: Eukaryota; Metazoa; Arthropoda; Malacostraca; Decapoda; Penaeidae. The coding region runs from base 5 to 1345 and encodes 446 amino acids.
UGCCAUGGACAGGACCAGUUGCCAGUGGAUUAAAAUUAUUAAUACAUUAACAGGACCUUCAAGAUGCCACACUUCCUUGUUCAAGAAGAUUCGGAGUGCAAGAAUAGAUUCCUUCGUUGCAGAGACCAACAAGUUAUUGAUUAGAUUAGAUAAAUUACUUAGAGACAUUCCCAGUGACCCUGUUAAACGGAAAGCCCAUGAGCGAAGUAUAGUGAUGUGGGCCGAAGAUAAGGAUGUUCCAUUGUGCCCGUUUUGUGCCAGGACUUUUAACUUAGCUCGGCGUCGUCAUCAUUGUAGGCUGUGCGGAGGCAUUAUGUGUGAUGAAUGCUCAGAAUUCUUGACAUUUGAUUAUGCAAAAAAACUUGUUAGUCCAGUUCACCAGGGGAAUGUGAAUCAAAUGACCACGGUAGCCACCAGCAGCAGCAGUAGCAGUGGCGGGCCUCUCAUGACCUCUUUCCUUGCCGGCAUUUCUGGUCUGCGUCGCUCCGGUUCACAAGGAUCCCUUAAUUCCCUCCUGUCGGUGAUGGACUCCAUGACCAGUGAGCAGCACUUCCGUGUCUGCCGGCACUGCAUGAUGAGACUACAAGCACGAGACAACCAAGUAGAACAACGGACGUCAAAGCCAACUUUAUCCCUCUACUAUGAAAAACUUAUGGAAUAUCGAGCACUAUUGGAGAGACUCCUACCCCAGUAUAUUCAGAUGGCAGAAUCAUUAAAUGCGGGAGAAACCACAUACAAUCUGCAAGAUGCUGAGGGCUGCAGUACGCCUCUGGGAUCAGGGCAGGAGCUCCUACAGAGAAGGAUAUUUUCAACAUCAUCUGGAUUCCUCAAAGCCCAUAUUCUAAGCCUUCCGAAACUACCCACCUUUCCAGGAGCUAAAGGAGACUCAGGAGGGGAGAAGGCCCUGGUGGGACAUUUGGGGGUAUUGGAAGCUAAGCAAGGUUGGCAGCUGAAAGGAAGCUAUGCGGCAGGCAGAGGAGGGGAGCAAGUGAGAUCCUGCGACGUAGGGACAAGGAGAGAAAAAGACUCACCAAGAAAAACCCCAAACCGGUCCAGCAGUAGUAACACCCCAAGCAGAUCAAGCAGCGGGACACCAGUGUCCUUCUCCACCAGUAGAAAAAAGCAGUCAGAUGAAGUUGUUGUUGACACAGGCUGGGGCCCAAAUCUCUCUCCUCCCUGUGUAACAGAGACUGAUGAUCCAAUGAUCCAGCAGAUGAACAAUCUUAGGAAUUAUAUAAGGCAGGCAAGGGAAGCAAAUCGAUAUGAUGCGGUAGCUACAUUAGAAGCCAACCUGAAGGAGCUUCAGGGAGAAUACAAAAAGCAGCAGCGUUUGAUGAAUCCAUAGAAAUUGCAGCUCUAGGCAUCUCUUUUAAUUAUACUGGUGCAAAAAAAAAGAACGCAAAAGCAGAGAGGGACGAAAAAUAGGGAAGAGAGGAAAGGAUGAGUAAAUGAAAUUAUUGAUCUUGUAAUAUAUGGUACAAUAUAUGGAUAUUAGAUACUGAGAUUGAAUGACCUGUACCAUUGUGCUCCUAUUCUCAGUGACAGGAACUGCAUUUAUAGACCAUGUUAGGAACAGGAAGGAUUUUUUAUAAACCUGGCAGAUAAUUGAUUUAAAUAAUUUUGAAACCUGAUCUGCAAAUGUGGAAUAAAUGGUUAGCAGCUUGUC